This is a messenger RNA of Aspergillus sclerotioniger CBS 115572, 834 nucleotides long. RefSeq names its product BRcat and Rcat domain-containing protein. Gene Ontology annotation, molecular function: ubiquitin protein ligase activity; zinc ion binding; ubiquitin conjugating enzyme binding. Lineage: Eukaryota; Fungi; Ascomycota; Eurotiomycetes; Eurotiales; Aspergillaceae. Gene Ontology annotation, biological process: positive regulation of proteasomal ubiquitin-dependent protein catabolic process; ubiquitin-dependent protein catabolic process; protein polyubiquitination. The annotation marks the transcript as partial. The transcript is spliced from 2 exons. Gene Ontology annotation, cellular component: cytoplasm; ubiquitin ligase complex. The record is from RefSeq and is a predicted model, not a curated record.
GCGGAGAGCUCGAAGGACGCCGAGAAACGCCAUUCCACUCAUAGCAAACCCUCCGAAUGCGUUGCCUGCACGGAGCUACGCCCCAUGAGCGACAUGUUUGUGGCGCCGUGCUCACAUCAAUACUGUCGAAAGUGCAUACACAAGCUAGUCGAAGACUCCCUCAUCGACGAGUCGCUUUUCCCUCCUCGUUGCUGCCGCAUGCCGAUCGUUUUGUCUUCCGUGCAAGCAUUUCUAGGCCAAGAGCUAGCCAAACGGUACGAGGAGAAGAAAAUGGAGCGCGAAGACCCAUACAGAACCUAUUGCCCAAACGCAGCGUGCGCGACAUACCUUAUGCCAUUCCAAGUGCAGGGCUACAUUGGUACAUGCAAGAUUUGUCGCCAGCAGACAUGCACUCUGUGUAAACGACAAGUCCAUGCUGGUGCUCAGUGUAUCGAUGAAUAUCACGAGGUCUUGGAUUUGGCGAAAGAGCAAGGGUGGCAGCGCUGUGCCAGAUGCCGCAACAUUGUCGAGCUGGGAACGGGCUGCAACCAUAUCACAUGCCGAUGUAGGUAUGAGUUUUGCUACGUCUGCGGAACCAAGUGGAAGAAGUGCAGAUGCGAGGUAUGGGAUGAGAACAGACUGUUACAUCGAGCCCAGCACGUUGCUGGCCGGGACCAAGUCGAGCCCCCUGCUCAAGCUGAGGUGCAACGGGUGGUACAAGACUUACGGGAGCGCCAUGAAUGCGAUUAUGAUGGCCGCUGGAAGCGUAUCAACCGAGGGCAGGAAUGUGAGGAGUGUCUUGAAUAUCUUCCGGAUUUCAUAGUUGAAUGUCGCCAGUGUCAUCUUCGGGUCUGU